Messenger RNA from Aphanomyces invadans, 1343 nucleotides. RefSeq lists its product as hypothetical. The transcript has a single exon. Bases 15 to 1286 code for a protein of 423 amino acids. Lineage: Eukaryota; Oomycota; Saprolegniomycetes; Saprolegniales; Verrucalvaceae. The record is from RefSeq and is a predicted model, not a curated record.
UCCGAUUGUUGGCUAUGGCCCACCACCAGCCCCCUGCCCAGCACCCCCACCACGUCCCGAUGUAUCGGCCAUCGACCGAGAAGACGCCUGUCGUACAAGUUGUGCCUGGGUACACGCCGCUGCCGUUGUACAGCGGGUUCCAGCAGCCGACGGAACCACUGGCUCAAGCCAUGGCUCCAACGACCAACGAGAAGAAGACCAACAAGUUCUGGUAUACCUUGACGAGUCCACUGCGUCCGAUGACGUACCAACUGAUCGUGUUCCACUUGGUCAACUUUUUGUUUGCAGUCAUAGCGUUCGUGAUCGUGGUGGCCGUGGGAAGUGUCGGCAUUGCCACGAUUCCCAUCUUUUGUCUCGGCCUCGUCGUGCUGCAAGUGCUUUUGUACGUCGUGCACUUCUUUGCCAACGUCGACGCCCACUUGUACAAUUGCAUCGCGCCGAAGGAUGAGCAGAUUAUCGUGCAAUUCCACGUCCCCACCCGAGGACUGUAUCAGGUCAGCGGCUACCGCAUCUCGCCCGACUUGUCCCGGAUCUCAACGGAAAGCUUCGCGGCGGUCUUUUACUUUGUCUUUGUCAAGUUUCCGCUGGCUGUCGCGUUCAGCUCGUCCGUGUUGGCUUUACUUGUGGCGUCCAUUACGCUGAUAAUGUACCCGUACGUCGUCGAGACAAGAUUCCACAGCCAACUGGACCACUUCCGUACGAACGGCGACACCAUCCACAUCGGCCAUCUCAACAUUGAUGACCUCGAACCUGGACAAGUUGUGGGGAUUGGAAUCGUCUUGCUCUACUUGACGAUCGGGUUCCUCCACUUGUUUGGCAAGGUACAUAGAGCUACCACCAAGUUCUUCACGUGCGAAUUCUUCGCUACGUCUGGCUACGUUGUCCAAGGGUCGAUCCAGCCCCACUUCCUGUCGUCUCUCCAAUACGCCGUGCCCCCGCUUGGCCCUCAGCCAACGGUAAUGAACACCCCGAUCCCGGCUGCCUUUGCAGACAACAGAGUGACUGCCCCCUCUCUUCACCGUAACGCUUUUGAGCGUUUUGCGUCCAAAUUCGGGUCGGCAAUUCUUCUCGCUGUCUUCGCAUGGCUCAGUCUUAUUUUUUCCAUCGGCAUGUUUGCCGUCGUCAUCUCGAGUCUAUUUCUAACGAUCGGAUCGCUUCCUGCUGCCUGCGUCGGGCUCUUGGUCCUCCAAGUCCUCGUUUGGCUCGUACAACCGCUGUCCAAAGUCGACGCGUGGCUGUUCGAACAGCGCCAACGAAUCUAUACCGAAUUGCUUCGCGACCACUAAAUCCCCAAUGUGAUCUAUACCUAAACCAUUAGCUCAAAAUACCGUUUUGGCGACUGG